Mycetomoellerius zeteki is the source of this 5017-nucleotide messenger RNA. RefSeq names its product SET domain containing 1 (gene Set1). Gene Ontology annotation, cellular component: Set1C/COMPASS complex. The transcript is spliced from 9 exons. Gene Ontology annotation, molecular function: RNA binding; histone H3K4 methyltransferase activity; protein binding. Bases 242 to 4786 code for a protein of 1514 amino acids. NCBI's taxonomy places the organism in Eukaryota, Metazoa, Arthropoda, Insecta, Hymenoptera, Formicidae. The record is from RefSeq and is a predicted model, not a curated record.
GAUUAUUUUUAAAUGAUGAACAGAGUGAUGUAUGGAAAUUGUGUCCUACUGGUUUGCAAUUCAAUUUGUGUGAACACGUACAAUUUGUUUUGCACGUUUGAUAGACGCACUUUUCUGGAAAGAUGUGAAUAAACUAUGAGCUGUACAAGUUGAUUUUCAUUCAGCAUAAUAACGAUAUCAUCUAAAGUUUGGAUAAAUGUUUACGACAGAAGUUCAUGUGAAUGGAUGAUGCUCGGAGGCAAUGAACGGCAUGGAGAGACAUGGUCAUGGACAUGGACAUUCACAUGCGCAUUCGCAUCGUCAUCGCCAUUCCCAUGGCAGUUCUCAGCAGAGCUCGUCGCAGAACUCGAGUCAGCCGUCUUCAAAACAUAGUCACAGCCACGUGACACAUUCGCAGAAGGAUACGGCUGUACCACCAGCGACUCAGAAGACUCAGAGAAAUUUCAAGCUAUUGGUUGAUCCAUUUUUAGUUAAAGGAGCUGCAAGACUAUGUAGGUAUGAUGGGACUGUUCCAGGCGACCCAACGUAUCCACAGGUUCAACCUCGAGAUCCCAGAUCGCAAUUAACUAGAAUUUGGACUCGAUUAGAACAGCUUGAUCUACCUGUACCUAGGUUUAAAAUUGAUUCCAAUUACUGUGGAGAACCUCCUCCACUAGAAGUAACGUUUUGCCAUUUAAACGACAAUAUUGAUAAGACAUUUUUAACAAAUAUGGUUCAGAAGUUUGGAUCUAUAGAAGAGCUUACUAUUUAUUACCACCCAUUAAACAAUAAACAUCUUGGAAUAGCAAGAGUGGUGUUUGAAUCGACCAAGGCUUCUAAAGCAUGUGUAGAAAAGUUGAAUAAUACAUCUGUGAUGGGAAAGGUAUUAAGGGUUUUUCUGGAUCCCUUUGGGGAAGAGUGUAAGAAGAUGUUCGAGGAGUUAACUGUGGAGAAAAAACCACCUGAAAAGAAAGUGGAAAAAGAGCCACCGAAACCAGAGCCAGAGCCAGAAAAACAUCAGACACCAGUGGAAAAGGCUUUGCCUGAGGAGAGAGAUGACUUUAGAAAUAGUAAAAAAGCUAUUCUAAGUAUGGACAAAACCAGAGAGCCAUAUGUAGAAAAUUCAAGAUAUAACAAGUACAGAGACUAUCCUACGCCGAGUGGCAGUACAGGUAGUGAUUUGGGUUAUGGAACAGCGCCCAGUGAAUUGAAUUAUUCUAGUAAUUAUUCUCAAAAUUCUACUCCGGCAACAAAUUACGACUUUUACUACAGCAGUUAUCAUCAUCAACCUCCGAGUAGCUACUUACCUAGUAUCCCGCAAAAUGUGUCGCAGAAUAUACCAAUUCAACAAAAUUCAAAUGUAUGGUGGAGUAAUAACUCUGGAUCAGCAGGAUAUUCAAGCUCAACUUCCGUCUGGCCAAUUCAACCACAUGCGACAAAUUUGGACAAUGCUGGUUCUAAUGUCACCCCGAUUAAUAAUAAAACUUCCAGUGCAAAAGCGCAUACUACUCCUAAAAAGGAAAAGGAGAAUCAGACUACAGCAAAGAGUACACCUCGUGAUUCUCCUGAUGAAACUCGCAAAACAUUAGAUUUAGAUACAAGAAUUGCUAUGUUACUAAAGGAUAAAGCGGGUGGAAUGGCACCUCCUUUCUUACAGUUUGGCAGUGACUCAGAAGAUGACAAAAAAUCUCAAUUUGGUGACAAUGAGAUGUUGUCAGAGCCACCCAGUCCUUUCCUCUCACGUGAGAUAUACAAACAGUGUUUUGAUAAAAUAGUAGAGAGAAACAAAGAACGGAGAAAAGCUCACGAAAAUAGCAUUAGUCAGUUUUCCGUGGAUGAGGAUUUAGGUAGUGUCAUAAGUUCCAGUGAAGAUGAAGCGUUGUUAGGAAGUUACAGCCCGGCACCCGAUGACAAUGAACCAGAGCCACCUAAAGAACCACCUCCGCCUCCACCACCUGACGACGACAGAAUGUCUCUCAGUCCUUUAAGUUCGGGAGAUGAAAAAAUUGAGGAAGUAAUAGCACAGACUGAACCUUCGAAUCAGCUAUAUCCGGCAUCUGGUUACCCAGGACAUUUGACUCACUAUCCCUCGAACGAUGUUUAUAAUUGGCCGCGACCGACGCAGUAUCCUUAUCCUUAUGGAACAACUUACUUACAAAGCCAUUAUCAACCUAAUACAGCAUCUUUUUCGGCAACAAUGGGAAAUCAUCAAGGAGCAAAUUAUUAUUCCUCUUUUCAAUCUCGGUUACAUGCUAUGGCAAAUUAUAAUAUUACAAAAGAUCCACAGGGACCUACUAUCAAUGGAGUGUUAAGCAGAGUUGUAAAUGAACUAAAGCAAAUUCUAAAGAAAGAUUUUAAUAAGAAGAUGAUAGAGAACACGGCAUUCAAAUUGUUUGAAGUUUGGUGGGACGAAAAGAAAUCAGAAAAAAAUCAAAUUCAGGGUAGUGGCGAUAAUAUUAUUGUCAAUAAUGCAACAAAAGAGGACGUAAAAUCGCAGGGAUUGUCAUCAUUAUUGGAGCAAGCAACACCACUGGGGCUCAAUUACGAUGGUUUUGGUUUGGGUAUUAGAGCUAGUAUGCCAAAGAUGCCUUCAUUUAGGCGCAAGAUCAAAGCUCCAAGCCCAUUACCACAGGAUGAGGACAGUCGACAAUCGGGUCAUGUUGAUAUGGAAACAAUUGAAAGUGAUAGUGAUCUAGAUGUACCACCUGUACAAAAAACAAAGAAACCGAUGACUUCUCUUCCGACCAUUUCUUCUUCAUCUACUACGUCUUCGUCAAUCGAAAGUAGUAGUGAGGAGAUUAGUUCCAGUGAAUCUUCCGAUAGUUCGAAUGAAAGUUCCGAUGAAGAAGCUUGCUUUGAGGAUGAGCAAGAUACAGAUAGCCGAAUGUCUGACAAUAGGCCUUUGGCUUGUAAUAGCGAAGAUCCUGAUAUAUUGAUGGAACUUGCGAUCCAAAGGUCCCUAGAUUGUCCCACACCAACUGGCAGAGAAACGCCGGUACCAGAUAUCAAAAUUCAAGAUCAAAAUUCAAACGAAUUCCCGCAGAUUGAUGAUGACAAUCUGAGUAGUUCAUUAUCUUCUUCCAUAAGAUAUGAAAGCGUCAAAGAAGAGGAAAGAUUUUCUGAGAAGUUGCCUGUAGUAGAAGAAAAACCAUUUGAUGUGUGUAGAACCUUGGACCAGGAAGUGAAAGAUACAUCGAGAAUCACUGAAGAUAAGGGAACACAGAGCGACAUGAAACCGAUGAUAAUAACAUCAGCAAUAAAGGAGGAGGUGUUACCCGAUAUACAAAAAAUGGAAAAUUCGGCUGCGGAAGCUCUGAUGACUCUAGCUGGACAUGAUAAUAUUAUACGGCACAAGAGUCCAGGUGCCAUACAACCUAACAUUAUUAGGGCGCUACAGACAAUGUCAGCAAAAUACAUCACUGACGAACCCAUCUUGAAAGAUAAUGAAAAGAUUGAAAUGUUCAGUGAGAUUCCUACAACUGACUCGGAGGAAGAGAGUUUAGAAAUCAGAAGACUAAGGUAUCAAGCAGAGACAGAGCUUCGAUUGAAUGGACAACGAACACCAAGUUCACCUGGUUCUCAGGCUUCGCAGGUGUAUAUGGAACAUUCGUAUUCAUUGCCACCUGCACAACCCGAGCCAUUGGAUUCGGCGAUCCGAGUACCACCAGCCUCGAUGAAAGUAAAACAUCCAAAGAUUGUUAAAUUGGCGAAAUCGAAAGACAAUACUCAUAAAAUCGAGAAACAGAAAUCCAAGAAGUAUACAAAAAUACACAGCAAUCAGAAUCAUGUGGGAGAGAAGGAAAAUAUCCGAAAUGAUUAUAUAUACGAUAAGCUUCCUAAACAGGUUCCAGAACCGACUGUCACGUACAAAGAACGAGAUCUUAUGUCAGAAAUGGCUAUUUUGUACGAGUUUUUAACUAGGGGAAUAGAUGCAGAGGAUGUAGAGUAUUUGAGAAGAAGUUACGAAGCUUUAUUAGCGGACGAUACUCAAGGUUAUUGGUUGAACGAUACGCACUGGGUUGAUCAUUCGCCGACGGAUGUACCGAGCCCCGCGAAAAAGAGGAAACGAGACGAACUCCGAUUGCAUGCGAGUGGAAGCGCUAGAACGGAAGGAUAUUACAAAGUUGACAUCAGAGAGAAGGCUAAACAUAAACAUCAUUAUGCUCAAAGUAUACAGCGCAGCAAUGAUGUGGAGGACAGCGGCGGUUCUUACAUCGGAGGUGAUGGUGUAAUGAAUGGUCCAAAGAAUAAUUCUAAAGCGUUGACCGGCAAAAUGCAAGCAUUGUCACGCGAGGCACGAAGUAAUCAACGCCGGCUGUUAACAGCUUUCGGAAUUGAUACGGACAGUGAUCUCCUUAAGUUUAAUCAAUUAAAGUUCCGUAAAAAGCAAUUGAAGUUUGCUAAAUCUGGUAUUCAUGAUUGGGGCUUGUUUGCCAUGGAACCAAUCGCAGCUGACGAAAUGGUUAUCGAGUAUGUUGGACAAAUGGUUAGACCGGUUGUAGCCGAUCUACGAGAAGCUCAAUACGAGGCCACUGGAAUUGGCAGUUCUUACCUCUUCCGCAUCGAUUUAGAUACAAUUAUCGAUGCGACAAAAUGCGGCAAUUUGGCGAGGUUUAUAAAUCACAGUUGUAAUCCGAACUGUUACGCAAAAGUAAUCACGAUCGAAAGCCAAAAGAAGAUCGUAAUCUACAGUAAACAACCGAUAGGAGUUAAUGAAGAAAUUACUUAUGAUUAUAAAUUCCCGUUGGAGGAUGACAAAAUCCCUUGCCUUUGCGGAGCUCCUCAAUGCCGUGGUACCCUCAACUGAAUUGUUCAUUCUUUUUCCCGUCUCUAUACUUCAUCAUGCCCUACUCAUAUUUUUGUAAAUACUUCCCCAUGUAAACAUUUUAUAAAAAUGCAAUGGAAAAUGCUAAAUUAUGUUAAGAUGCGUUUUUCCUACUUUAUUAUGAGACCCUUCUGAUCCAGUAUAUGACUUCAAUAUUUGGGAAAGUGAGAUAAAUGUCUGAAUCAUUACUACACCUAUAAUGGUAGAAUUAUA